Molecule: messenger RNA, 3745 nt
Organism: Thunnus maccoyii (southern bluefin tuna)
Lineage: Eukaryota; Metazoa; Chordata; Actinopteri; Scombriformes; Scombridae
Gene: sqlea
Product: squalene epoxidase a
Exons: 11
Coding region: 883-2598 (571 amino acids)
Biological process (GO): sterol biosynthetic process; cholesterol metabolic process
Cellular component (GO): endoplasmic reticulum; membrane
Molecular function (GO): flavin adenine dinucleotide binding; squalene monooxygenase activity
Source: RefSeq, a predicted model, not a curated record
UUCUCACUCUGGACCCUUUUCUGGACACCAUCAGUGUGAGACUGAGAUAUAUGAGCCUGAAUGUAAACAUGAGCAGAUGUGACACUUGUUUCUUCUGUUACAAACAUCGAUUAUUUAUUAGGUUUAAAUUCAAACACAACGACUGCACACAUAUUGCUAAAAUUUCUACUUUUAUUUCUUGACUAAUUAUUGAGAUUUUCUUCAGUAGGCCUAUGCACAACUUUAGUUGCCAUGGUAACAGAUUGCCAUCCCUGUCUGAGAUAAAAUGGAGUAGUAGAGCGCCUGUGAUAAACAGACCCAGGGAUGGUCCAGGUUAGUACUCCAGAGUGAUUCAUCCUGUCCAGUAUGAACUAUCUUUGGUCCAGGUCCUCCUAUCAUUCAGCCUCUAAAAUAUGAAACACGCACCUUUCCACUGACAUCACAUCAUACUACUAUCCUGCCAGUCAGCUGUCCAAUCAGCGGCCGAAGGGAGGCCGAGUGCCGCUGCGGUUGUCCAAUCGGUGGAUAGCGUGAGCUCUGCUCACCGGCACGUCACUCCUGAUUGGAGGGUUGAGCUGUAAAGGAGGCGGGAUGUGAAACCACCGAAUCCGAAGUAGUCCGUCUUUCUCAUUAGCAUAAAAUAUGCAGCAUCGCUCCGACUGUCUGCUGGUGAACAAAUUAUCAUGAGGCACUGAAGUAACAGUUUAUUUUGGCUCGGUUGACUUGAUUUUGGAGCACCUGAGAAACAAUAUCCCGAUGAAGAAAAAUUAUUAAUUAUUUUUAGUGCAUGGUGAUUUUUUGGUCAGCUUAAAGAAAACCUGCUUCUCAGUAUUGCUCUUUCACCAUCACCAUCAGUUUGAAUUUUUUUUAUUUUUUUAAAAACUUUUUUUUACAUCCAAAAAGAUGUGGACUUUCCUGGGAAUAGCAAGCUUCACAUAUCUGUACAAAAAAUCCGACUCAGUCUUGACUUUCACUCACAAAGAGCUGGUGAUGGCCGCAGCCUUAUUUCUCACAGUCGGGCUGCUGCUCUCAUAUGUCAGGUAUUUUCAUGGCCAGAAGCUCAGAGUCUCUCAGGUCUUUCAUUUAUUUCUGAGCCUCUUGUCUUUUUUACCUGUUAUCAACCAUUUCAUCCCUCAAACUUCAACACAGAGGAGCGAGAAAGCAGAGAACAACUGUAAAAAGAGCCGGAGAACCAGGAAGAGGGUGGAUGUAGAGGCCUCCACUUCAGAAAGUGUCGCCACCAGUGGCUCCUCCAUGGCACAAGAGCCAGAUGUGGUGAUAGUAGGGGCUGGGGUCCUGGGCUCAGCAAUGGCGGCAGUCCUGGCACGGGAUGGCAGGAGGGUGACGGUGGUGGAGAGGGACCUGAAGGAGCCUGACAGGAUAGUGGGGGAGCUGCUGCAACCUGGAGGCUACAGAGCUCUCAAAGAGCUGGGACUGGAAGGUUCGGUGGAGGGUCUGGAUGCCCAUCUGGUCAACGGCUAUGUGAUCCAUGACAUGGAGAGCGGCACAGAGGUGGAGAUCCCUUACCCUCAGGAGGAGGAAAGCAUCCAGUGCGGACGGGCUUUCCAUCACGGUCGAUUCAUCAUGGGCCUGAGGAGAGCCGCCCUGGCCGAGCCAAAUGUCACAGUUGUAGAAGGCACUGUGACCAGUUUGGAGGAAGAGGACGGCUGUGUAACCGGAGUCCAUUACAAGGAUAAAGAAACUGGAGACGUCAAGGAAAUCCGUGCAGCUCUCACAAUAGUGGCUGAUGGCUGUUUCUCCAAAUUCAGAAAGAGUCUGGUUUCUGGGAAAGCUCGCACGUCUUCUCACUUUGUUGGAUGCCUGAUGAAGGAUUGUCCCCAGUUUAAAUCCAACCAUGCUGAGCUGGUGCUGGCCAAUCCGAGCCCCGUGCUCAUCUAUCAGAUCUCCUCCUCACACACCAGAGUGCUUGUGGACAUCAGGGGGGAGAUGCCACGCAACCUCUUAGAGUACAUGGCAGAGAAAAUACACCCGCAGCUGCCAGAGCAUUUAAAGGAGCCUUUCAUGGUGGCGCUACAGAACGAUCGACUCAGGUCCAUGCCUGCCAGCUUCCUCCCCCCCUCCCCUGUCAACAAGCCAGGCGUGCUUCUCCUGGGCGAUGCUUACAACAUGAGGCACCCUCUGACGGGAGGAGGGAUGAGCGUCGCGCUCAACGACGUUCGCAUCUGGAGGAGUCUGCUCAACAACAUCCCGGAUCUGUACGAUGACGGCGCCAUGCUGCAGGCAAAGAAAAAAUUCCACUGGGAACGCAAGUCAUCACAUUCUUUUGUGGUGAAUGUGUUGGCCCAGGCCCUGUAUGAGCUGUUUGCAGCCACCGACAAUUCUCUGCAUGAGCUGAGAAAAGCCUGCUUCCAGUACUUCAAGCUUGGUGGACAGUGCAUCGCUGGGCCUAUUGGACUCCUCUCAGUGUUGACGCCCAAACCAAUGACCCUUAUUGGACACUUCUUCGCCGUGGCGGUGUACGCGAUCUACUUCAACUUCAAGUCCGAGUCCUGGAGCACCAAACCCCGAGCUUUAUUCAAAAGCGGAGCCAUCCUCUACCGAGCCUGCACGGUCAUGUUUCCCCUCAUCUACUCUGAGUUCAAGUACCUGGUGUACUGAGGAGCUUCAUAUGGAAAUCUGUACAUGCUGUAUUACAUCUGGACACACAUAGACCAAACUCUAUAUGAGCUGUAUGGCUUAAUUAGGAAAAGCAAAACAAACGUUGGUAUUUUUCAGUAGCUGUCAUGUUUGUCCAACCACUGAAUAAGGCACUGUUGUCAUCUCAAACUUAAUGAUUUUACCAAUGAGGAUUUUCUAUCUUAUGCCCCUGCCUUACUGACAGCUGGAGAUGUUGCCAUUGUCUUUAUGUCCUGUUUACUGCCUUUUUCCAUUUGGAAAUAUUUGCAUCAAUGCCUUGGUGUAGCUGUUUGUGCUUGCCCACAGUUUUAUGCUCGAGGCUUGUAACGUUCAGUAUAUUAGCUCACACCCUGAAUUACACUGAAUAUUCAGUGCUGUGGAAUUAUUCCUGCCUUGUAUAAUUGCCAUGUGGAACAUGGCAUCCGAAUUUCUUAAUAAUGACUUUGAGAUAAAGCCACUUUCCUGCUGGUAUAUUUUCUUGUAGAGCUAAUUUGGGCUGUAUUUAAUAUGAGGAUCCUUCUGUAAUGAUGAUGUACGUUAAUACAAGAAUAAUUGUGAAUCUAAAGCACUGAUGAUGGGAUGUCAUAAGACAGAAGCUUUCUAAAAAGUUAUCUUAACGUUGUAAUUUAUACAAAAUGAUACUUCUCUUGUACAUUUUCAGCCUUAUUAGUUGAGAAAUGUCUGCACGACUUUAUGUGUUCACACUGUUUGCUCAGAGGAUCAUCUCCUGCCUUUCUCUCUGUGACUGUUGAUCUUUAUAUAUUGCAAUAAGGGACUUUUUUUGUAACACAUUUUGGUGCCUACAGUCAGUCUGAAACAUGCUGACGGUGCAGCUGACAAGACUAUAAUCCCAGAACCCAACAAUGAUCCCUGCACUUUUUCAGUCCUGCUGGAUGUCAGUAAAGACUUGACACAGCGUGAUGCCUGGGGGGAUGUUUGGGUUUAACUGGGACCCGAGAUGGAAGGAAUGAUGCUCAAAUCAGGACCGAGUCAACAGAUGAUGCUCAGGUGUUGUUUCUCCUGAGCUGACACAGACUAGGAGCUCCUGAACUGUAAAUCACCACAGCUGCUCUGCUCUGUUGUGUUGGGCUUGAUGGGCCAUUAAAUAAAACAUACAUAACAAACCAGA